Acomys russatus (golden spiny mouse) is the source of this 838-nucleotide messenger RNA. RefSeq names its product family with sequence similarity 163 member A (gene Fam163a). The coding region runs from base 183 to 689 and encodes 168 amino acids. NCBI's taxonomy places the organism in Eukaryota, Metazoa, Chordata, Mammalia, Rodentia, Muridae. The transcript is spliced from 2 exons. The record is from RefSeq and is a predicted model, not a curated record.
CAGGCGCGGCCCCCACCCCACCCUGGCUUAAGCAUAGCGAGGCCUGUGCCUUCAGGAAGCUCACGCAGGCCUGGGUGCACUCAGCUCCUGUCCUCACACCUACUGCUGUGCAGAGAAUGUGGAUCGACUAUUCCUCAUUUCCCGGCGUGCAUCUUUGCAGAGUUUGAUGGGGCGCCGGGCGGAUGACAGCGGGAACGGUUGUGAUCACUGGCGGAAUCCUAGCUACUGUGAUCCUCCUCUGUAUCAUUGCUGUCCUAUGCUACUGUAGGCUCCAGUAUUACUGCUGCAAGAAGAGCACAGAUGAUGAGGAUGCUGAGGAGGAGGAGGAAGAGGAAGAACAUGACCUUUCCAUCCAUCCCCGGGCCCCCACCUGCAAUGCCUGCAGCUCCCAAGUCCUGGACGGCAGAGGCAGUCUGGCACCUCUUACCAGCGAGUCUUGCAGCCAGCCGUGUGGAGUGGCCAGCCACUGUACCACUUGCUCCCCAUACCGCACCCCCUUUUACAUACGGACAGCUGACAUGGUGCCCAAUGGGGGUGGAGGCGAGAGGCUCUCCUUUGUCCCUACACACUACAAAGAGGGGGGAACCCCAUCCCUCAAAUCGGCAGCCCCCCAGAGUUACCCGGUGACCUGGCCAAGUUCUGGGCAUGAGGCCUUCACUAAUCCAAGGGCUAUUAGUACAGAUGUAUAAUCCUUUCACCCUGAUCUGCACACACCCAACACUACUGUCCCAGCAGGAGCAAUGGAGUGGUGGAGGGGACCCUCCAAGGGCCCCCCUUGGAGGCAUCUCAGUUUCUCUGGCUUCCAUAGUAGAGGGCUCACUAGGAUGUGAACUAGUAA